CUUUACUGUGGAUUGGUAACUCGCACCAUGCUGCUGUUUUGCCUUCGCUCAGUCUGAGGCAAAAGGACGCUGGCGAGAUACUCAUCGCAGUGAAAGUAAGAAAAAAGAGGAAAAGGAAGGUUCUUCAUCAUCACCAAGUGUACUCAUGAAAGUGUUGGGCGGCUACACUGUGUCUAAAACACUAACUGAAGACACCAUGAACGCGGUCAUCGAUUUGCCUUUACAUGGAAUGAUGAAGGAGUCUUUGGGCGACCAGGUCUGUAACGUGGAGAAACCAUCAGGCCAGUCUUCUGGAAAUGGCAUCAACAGGUGGAGGAGUUUGUUUCUGCAAAUCCGCCGGAGGAGCGCCACGCAGUGCGACAGCUCAGAAAGCUGCUGCUCUCGAGCCGUGCUCUUCGGACAGCCGCUUUCCAACAUCUGCGAGGACGGCGUGCGUCUUCCCACACCAAUCAAAGACAUUCUCGUGCUGCUGUAUAAAAAUGGUCCCUCGGUGGAGGGCAUUUUCCGGAGGGCUUGUAACAUCCGAGGUAUGAGGGGGAUCAAGGAGCAGCUGAACAGUGGAGAAGAAGUGAACAUGGAGGAGCAGUCAGUCAUCCUGCUAGCUGCUCUCUUAAAGGACUUUCUGAGACACAUCCCAGGUAGGCUGCUUGUGGAGGAGCAGUACCAAGCCUGGACAGCAGCGCUAGACAUCGAAAACGUCCAGGAGAAAUGCAAACAGUUGAAGUUGGUUCUUGACAGUCUUCCGAAGCCCAACAUCCUGCUGCUUCAGUACCUGCUGUGUCUCCUCCUGCGAAUCAGUAAGGACUCCAGCACAAAUAUGAUGGAUGCUAAAAAUCUCGCCGUCUGUAUAUCGCCCAACCUUCUCCAGCAGGACAGUGUGGAUGCAGUCGAGAAGGUUACAUCCCUCACUCAGUUCCUAAUUGAAAACUGUUGCGAAAUAUUUGGAGAAAGCAUCGGAACCCUACUUGAUGAUUGCGAUGAGGAAGAACUUCCUGAUAACUUAGAUUCGCUGUCUCUGUAUCAGCAAGACUCGGCCUAUGACAGCCCUGAUCCGGAUGCUGAUAUUGGAGAUGCCAUAAGAGACCAUCAGACCAUCAAAGUUCGAAAAGGUCCACAGCAGUUAAGCCCAGGUGCUGUCUCAAAGCCCUUCAACAGGAGAUGCUCGGAACCCAUCAUCUACCCAUCCGCAGUAUUGAAAACCAAUAUGAUGCUUACCAGAAGUCAUGAUGAUUUCUCAAUGGAGAAUGCUGACCUGGUUGACCCCUUGCUGAAGAAGCAGAACUCGGACGACUCCUUUCUGUUCGCCAGACGUGGUGGGAGAAAGCAACUGCCCUUACAAAAGUUCAGAGGUAGUUCAGCCAUGGAGACCCCCAGGACUGUGUCCCCCAAGGACAGCUCCUACUCAUCUUCCUGCUCCCUGGAAAGUGCCUCCUCCAACAUUUCAGAGGACUCCGUUUUUGGUGGCACCUCCACAACCUCCAGCGUCACUCUCCAAAAGGCUGGCCCCAGCCCCCAGUCAUUCUCCAGCAUCUGCAUUGAGGAUGUGGAAAAUAGAGGGAAGGUGGCAAAGAGACGCCCUCUUUCGCUAAGGAUGGAGAAGAAGAAAGGCAAAAACAGGGGGAGCAUGAAGAAAGAGAGCAACGAAGUUGACGUGCCACUUUCCAAUGACAUCCUUGAGCAGGAGGUCCAAGAAAUUGCAGAACGUGUCAAGCCACGCACCCGACCACGAUCCUUGUCCGCCAUGGAGGUCUUCCAGCUGGUGGACAGUAGAAGACCCAGCAGACCCCCAUCAUACAUAGAAGCUGUCAGCAGCAGUGAACUUCCUCCUUCCCAGCAGUCCAAACCCAUAACUGUGCAGGAUGCCAGAAACAUGUCAACAGACAGAAAGUCCCGUCCUUCCUCCAUGAUCGACAAUGUGUUCAACACUUCUCCUACCAGCUUCCUUGCAGAGGGCUACAGUGUGACAGAAGAGCAAACUGCCAUGGUGACACAAUCUGUGGUCUUCCGUCCAAGGGCCAUGUCUGAAUCGGUAUCCAGAAGUCACCACGAGAGACUGUCCCGUAGAGUCAGUCAACCUCUGUUUGAGGAAAUGCUCAGUGCCAAGGAGUCCUACGUGUAACCUAUGUACAUAAUUAGUAGGGAUGUGUGCAAUUCUUUCUCUUUCACAUGUGCAACUUUUAGGUUGGACUAUUAAGUAGUACAGUUUAAGUACAGAUUUCG
Scleropages formosus (Asian bonytongue) is the source of this 2220-nucleotide messenger RNA. RefSeq names its product T cell activation RhoGTPase activating protein a (gene tagapa). Lineage: Eukaryota; Metazoa; Chordata; Actinopteri; Osteoglossiformes; Osteoglossidae. Gene Ontology annotation, molecular function: GTPase activator activity. Bases 146 to 2119 code for a protein of 657 amino acids. Gene Ontology annotation, biological process: regulation of Rho protein signal transduction; signal transduction. The transcript has 10 exons. The record is from RefSeq and is a predicted model, not a curated record.